This is a messenger RNA of Notothenia coriiceps (black rockcod), 4194 nucleotides long. RefSeq names its product rap guanine nucleotide exchange factor 5-like. The record is from RefSeq and is a predicted model, not a curated record. Gene Ontology annotation, cellular component: plasma membrane. The transcript is spliced from 10 exons. The annotation marks the transcript as partial. Gene Ontology annotation, molecular function: guanyl-nucleotide exchange factor activity. Gene Ontology annotation, biological process: Ras protein signal transduction. Lineage: Eukaryota; Metazoa; Chordata; Actinopteri; Perciformes; Nototheniidae.
CUUGCUGUGGCAUUGCACACUGGAGAGCGGAGGGUGUUACAGCCCAGUGACUGUGUGUAUUCAGAGUCUCUGACCCCACAGGGAAAGCUGGUGGUCUGUCGCAGGGAUCUCAAUGAGAUUAUGCCUCCCUUAACGGACAGUGCUGAGCUAAGCAGGAGGACGGUGCGACUCUUAGGUAUUAACACCUGGGAUGUGGCAGCUGCUCUCACACACCUGGACUGGAGCCUGUUCAAAUCCAUCCAUGAGCAGGAGCUGGCGUACUACACCCUGAGCCGUGUGCCCGGUACCGGCCACACGGCGGCGCUCUCCGUCCUGCUGCAGCGCUGCAACGAGGUUCAGCAGUGGGUCAUGUCCGAGGUGCUCAUGUGUGCAUCGCUCAACAAGAGAGUACAGCUGCUCAAGAAGUUCAUCAAGAUCGCAGCUCAUUGUAAAGCCCAAAGAAAUUUGAACUCUGCAUUUGCCAUCAUUAUGGGACUUAACACAGCAGCUGUCAGUCGACUCAACCAAACCUGGGAGAAAUGUCCAGGGAAGUUCAAGAAGAUUUUCUCAGAGUUGGAGCUCAUCACGGACCCAUCUCUGAACCACAAAGCCUACAGAGAAGCCUUCAAGAAGAUGAAGCCUCCCAAAAUCCCUUUCAUGCCUCUUCUCCUGAAAGAUAUCACAUUUAUCCACGAGGGAAAUAAGACUUUCCAUGACAACCUGGUCAACUUUGAGAAGCUGCACAUGAUCGCAGACACAGUGAGAAUGAUUCGGCACUGCCAAAGCGACCAGCCAGGCAACGAGGUUAUCGGGGUCGACAGUGCGGAUGUGAGGGCGAGCGUUCACUACCUGCACAUUAUCGACAAUCAACAGACGCUUUUCGAGCUGUCCCACAAGCUAGAGCCGCGUGCUUAAAGACACAAAAAACGCACGUAGCUUCAAAGACACCAACACAACACACCGGACACAGCGAGGUGGAAUGCUAGCACCGGGAACGUGUGGCUUGGAAGACGCUUUGUACAGCAAAAUGCCAAACACUCAGGCAUACACUGCAACGAGUUCAGACUACCAGCAGUGGUGCCAAGUGGACAAUAAGGUGCCACAUGUUCUAAAAAAACCAACCUAUGAAGACACAGAGCUGCACUGUUCUUAAACGGCUUUAUAACAUAGUGAAAUGUGUUUAUAAAGGAUUUAAGUUGUAAACACUCUGAACUUUGGAUACUUGCCAAACUGACAGAGAGAGAAGAGGACGCUGUAAGUAGUUUGUACAGUAUCUAUUGGACUGAAUAUGUUUUAGUGGUGAGCUUUUGGUUAUUUAUGAGCCUGUUUAGCAGGUGGAAUGUUCCUUCAUGUCUGUCUUUGAAGUCGCGUCCACCCCCUGGAGGUCAUCAAGGACUUGACGGCCUCUUCAUCAGUCACAAACACAAAGCCAAUCAUGAAGAUAAGUUUAUAAUCUUUUAGCCACAAUCUACCACCUUAAUGGUCUCAUAUUUCAUCCUCAUAUCGCAUACCAUGCCUGGUGAUGCACGUAUAUCCAGGAUACUUGCCUUAGUGUUAGGUGUAUGAUGUGGAGCAUAUUUAUUUUUGCUAUUGUGUGGAUAUUAUGUAACACAAGCAGGAGUAAAACACUAAAACAAACCUACAGAACAUCUUCUACCUGUUUUACACUAAGGCUCUGGCUUUUAACAAAACACGAGCAGCCUCAGUGAGUGAACAGUGUCUGGCAUGUGGAGAAAAGGUUUCUUUGGGACUGCCUGUGACGUUGGAACCACUGAAGCUCUCAUGAACGUGCCCGACUUCAAAAACUGUUGGUGAAAUCUUGAUAUUUUUGGUUCUCCUUGUUUUCAUUUUAAAGUCCUGGUUGACUUUAAGCCAACUGCUCCUCAUGCCCUCUUCUCUAUGAUGUUGUUGUGUGAUCAUAUCAUUUUAGAUUGUAUUUCAUAUGGACCUAUAGACUUUUUUUCAGUGCCAAAUGUCACAUCAAGUCCUGCAGCACAGAGUUCCUGGUUUAUUAUGGUCACUAUUAUCAGUGUCUUUUUUGUUUUCACCACAGUGUCAUUUCCUUAACUAAGCCCCCAAACGAUUGGUCUGUGAUCAUGUAAAGCAGACCACAUGUUUGCUUGGAUGAUUUUUGACAUUAUGACGACUGAUUUCAGGGUCUGUGUGGUGGUUUUGGAUUAGGACAAACAGCCCUACUAUAUGUUUCUCUUUGUAAAGCCUUAUGUUAAAUUAUGUCAAGCGAUAAGCUAACAUGAGGAGAUUUUGACUUUUUGUUCUUACUGACUGAAAUGUCCACAUUAUUCAGAAGUCUUGUGUAAACUCUGAAAACACAGGGUGUGGAAAGAAUAAAGGAGGCACAAGUGUGAUUUAGUAAAUCUGCCUGGUAGGAGUUUUACAGCUUUAUUUUUGCCUUGCAACCUCUAACUAGUAUGGACUGAAAAUGUAUCUUCUCUGAACCAACAGAUCCUAAAAAUAUAUUCCUGUUUACAUUGCCCCGACUUGUGCAAGACAGGGACUAUCCUGAAAAGAAAUGAGGAGCAGCAUGAGGGGAAUCAUUUAGAAAUGAUAAAUGAGUUACAAUGACUCGUACAAUCAUCUGGCAAACUAUAAAUAAGUGUUUGUGUUUAUUUGGUCCCUGCCCUGUGUCUGUAAAACGCUUAGCCUGUCACAUCAGUGCUACAUUUCUGCUGAGUAGGAGAAAACAUCCAAAGGCGAGAUUCCUAAAUGUUAUGUUAGCGAUGCAUGUAUCGCAUUGUUUGGAUACUUUUGAAACACGGGUGGUAACGUGCAAUAGUAGAAGUAGAAAUGUUGUUGCCACUAGUGUUAAUCAUCAUUUCAACACCAAGCCUUUCAGAGCACAGGGGCGUGUCUCCUCCAGAUCAUAAUUAACCGGUGGACUGGGAUUUCCAACUGUUUCAGUGCCAAAAACAUCUUUGGUUCAAAAAAAUCAGAGAUGAUUAAAGUAAAGACUCACUAAAUAUAAUGUGUGUGUUUUGAGCAGCUUAGUCAUUUUCUGUGCAAAGACUCGUUUGACGACUCUUAGCCUGUUGUGUGUGUUGAGUCUUGAGAUCGAUCCUCUCCAGGAGUUGUUCAUAUCCACACAUCUACUCAAACUAUUCAAGAUUAUUAGAAUAAUAUUCAUAAAUUCUGAGAGUGGAUUUCCCCUUUAAAGUGAGACUAUGUAGCUCUUGCUGCAGAAACUUUCUUCAGGCAGGUAUGGGAUGAUGCUAGUUGCUAAGCUGUUGUUAAUCAGUUUAGCAUUUAGCUAAAGACUAACCUCUGUAACAGUGGCACAUGUGGAAGAGUCAUGAGUCAGCAAACUGACUGUCCGUUAUAUAUAUUUAGUGACGUAAAGUUUUUCAACAAUAGCCACAAUGAGGCUUUAGCAGCAACAAUACCCGGACUGUUUAAUUGGACAAUUAGUUAUUAAGCGUUUUAUUUAUAAGACCAACAAUGUGUUUUACUUCUCUUAAAAAAAGUUACAAAGUCUCAUUUGAAAGAUGCAUUUUGUGAAGUCAGUGAUUCUGUGACAGCUAGAUCUAAUAAAUCAGAGCCGUGGUCUGUUCAUAUUCCGUGUCAUAGAGAGGCCUUGUGGUAGUCAUUUUAUACUAAAAACCUGUACAUGACGCACACAUGCACAAACACUCCUCUGUUCUUUGUGUUCAUAGAGCAGAAAUACUGUUAUAUUACCUAUUUAUUGUUUUAUGUAUUUUUGAGGUGACAAACGUUCAGGUGCCAGAGGUUCAGCAAAGUACAAGAGCAUUAGGAGAAGGAAAGAUGUUUAAGGUUUGAAUGCUCGAAUGUACCUGUUGUGUUUUGUGAUCACGCACCUCUCUCCUCUGGUGCUGUAAUGGACAGGAAACCAACAGGAAGGUGUAUUUAGUGUUUUAAUGGCCAUUCUGUGAAGUAAUUCUUUUUUUAAAGCAAUGUUGUUUAAAACUUGUUUGCAUGUUAAAAUAAAAAAGUUCACAAUUCAAGAAAGGACACAUUGAAGGCUUUGUACUACUGUAAUAUUGUUUAUGUGUAAAUAUAUGCCCAUGUUUGGUAUGUAGUUUUCAGUUGUAAAUGAGAAGAAAAGUCAGAUAGAAAGCAAUAUGUCUCUCCUUGUGUCCCAGCAACCUUCUGACAGCUGAAGCCACAUGUCUUUUCUAAAGCAGUGUUUUACUACUUCAACAUUUGACUGAAAUGAAUAAAUCAUAGGUUUUAUGUGACAUC